Messenger RNA from Neoarius graeffei (lesser salmon catfish), 3451 nucleotides. It is a transcript of the gene st8sia4, whose product is annotated as ST8 alpha-N-acetyl-neuraminide alpha-2,8-sialyltransferase 4. The coding region runs from base 80 to 1183 and encodes 367 amino acids. NCBI's taxonomy places the organism in Eukaryota, Metazoa, Chordata, Actinopteri, Siluriformes, Ariidae. The record is from RefSeq and is a predicted model, not a curated record. The transcript has 5 exons. Gene Ontology annotation, biological process: N-glycan processing; oligosaccharide metabolic process. Gene Ontology annotation, molecular function: alpha-N-acetylneuraminate alpha-2,8-sialyltransferase activity.
GAGAGAGAGUGUGAGUGAGUGAGUGAGUGAGGAAAAAGCUCGCGAGGAUUAAGAGCAAGGCAGCUGUUGGGUGUAAAGCAUGCAGAUGCGCUCUGGGUGUGAAAUGCGCCUUACGCGGAAACGCUGGACCAUUUGCACCAUCGGCCUCCUUUUGAUCGUCUAUAAGACGAAAGAAAGAGCAAGAAGUACUGAGCAUCAGGAAGCCCAACUCACAAGUGAGAAUGAGCUGAGUACUUCGAGACUAAUGGUCAAUGGCAGUGAGAAAGUCUUUCGCAAGAACCUUCCGGCAUAUUUGCAGGCCAGCCAAGAAGGAUGGAAGGUCAAUGCUACUCUAGUUGGGCUAAUAAGGAAGGACAUCCUCCGCUUCUUGGACGCAGAAAGGGACGUGUCCGUGAUCAAGAGCAGCUUUAAACCUGGUGACACCAUCCACUACGUUCUCGAUCGACGCAGGACACUGAACGUCUCGCACACUCUGCACAGCCUACUUCCUGAGGUCUCACCUCUCAAGAACAAAAGGUUCAAGACCUGCGCUGUGGUGGGUAACUCGGGCGUGCUCCUCAAGAGCGGAUGUGGGAAGGAGAUAGACAGCCAUGAUUUUGUUAUAAGAUGUAACCUCGCUCCCCUGGCUGAGUUCGCUGAGGAUGUGGGCUUAAGGUCAGACUUCACCACCAUGAACCCAUCUGUGAUUCAGCGUGCAUACAGCGGUCUUUUGAAUGAGACGGCGCGUGAGCGCUUUGUGCAGCGUUUGAGUCUGUUGAAUGACAGCGUCCUGUGGAUUCCAGCCUUUAUGGUGAAGGGAGGAGAGAAGCACGUGGAGGGCGUCAAUGAGCUCAUCCUCAAGAGAAAGCUCCCAGUGCGCAUGGCCUACCCCUCCCUCCGCCUGGUCCAUGCUGUCAGAGGGUACUGGCUCACAAACAAAGUAAACAUCAAGCGUCCCAGCACUGGAUUGCUGAUGUACACUAUGGCCACACGUUUCUGCGAUGAAAUCCACUUGUACGGAUUCUGGCCGUUCCCAAAAGACGCCAGUGGAAACCCAGUGAAGUAUCAUUACUACGACAUGCUCAAAUACAGAUACUUCUCCAACGCAAGUCCUCACCGGAUGCCACUCGAGUUCAAGACGUUAAAAACGUUACACAGCAAAGGGGCACUAAAGCUGACGACGUCUAAAUGUAAACCAACUUGAAUGGUCUCCCAUCUUAAAAAAAGACAGACGAUGCAGCUGAGUGACAGGAAAGCCCACUCGAAUCCUUUGAAGCUGAACUGAACAUGCCUUCAAUUGGAUAUUUCACAGGCACUAUCUGCAGAAUCAAAAAUGCUUCAACGUGCUCUAUCAUGUUUCAGUAAUUCAAUAUCCCAAUUCACUGGCGAACUGUAAAAGAGCUCCUGAGCUACAGAUACCUUGCAAUAGUUUGACUGGUGAGUUAAGCCUCAUCGGUUGUUUUAUACGUGAAUACUGUCUGGUCGUUCUCAGUGAUUUCAUCUGAAAAGAGUAGCAUUGUUCCAACAGGAAAGUUACUGUAACAUCUUAUCAGUCCCAAAGAUCUUAAUGUUCCUUGAGAGAUUAUAAAUUUUUUUUCUUUCUUUCAGUGCUGUAAUUUUUAGGAGCUAGAGGCCUUUGUGCAAAUUAGUGCAAAUUUAUUUUUAUAUGAAUGUAGAUCAUACAGUACUUACAUGUUCGAUUUGCUGUGUUCAAGAUGUCAGUAAUUUUUUAAGCCAUUUCAAGCCUCGAAGAUGUAAUAUACUGUACGUCUGAAUGGUAAUACCACUUGCGUAAAUGAUACACAGUUUGUUAGAAGGGUGAUUGUGUUCCUGGAAUGUACCAUAUUUAUUGAGCCUGAAUAUUGAGAGAGAACAUCUCUCAACUGAUUUCACUUUUUUUUUUUUUUUUCCCAAUGAUGUUUAAAAGGCCUGGAUAUACUGAACUAUUCAUCAGGUAGUAUAGUUUUUGUUUGUUAUUGAACUGUGAUUUGUGUAUCAUUCAGUAUUUCGUUGCCACAGUGUCAGCGUUUCACAGUUAGCUGCUUUUUGAUUGGACAGUUACCUUUCCGUUGACUUUCAAAAUACGGAUUUUCCACACAGCCAUUUUUUUUUUCAGCUUAAAAUGACAGGCAUGAAUAUUUAACAGUGAUUCCACAAAAUCGAGUCGUACAUGAGCUGAUAGCCAACGAGGCACGUAAUGCCGAGUCUGCUAUAAGCCGUGUACGACGAGAUUGAAUGGAAUAACUUUUAUUCUAGCCACAUUCACUGGAUUUUGAGAAACGGAGCAUUUUUAUUUUUUGCAAAUUGGAUAAAUAAAAACUUCCGACAAAAUCAUUUCCGCUUAGAACGUAAACAAACCAAUGAAACGACAGGAGCAAUUUGUGAAAAAUACUAUCAUAAUUCUUGAAAAAAAAAUUUUUUUUUAAUACGUUCUUACCAUCAAAUACUUUUAUUCCAUAUUUUGUUUUGAGGUUUGUUUGUUUUUGUUUUUUUUGUUUUUUUUUUGGGUGGGUUGUUUUCAAGUAGGGUUUUUAUUUCAUCCUCAGUUGGUUCAGCAACAAGCUCUGCCAUUUUGUUUUUCUCUACUCGUGGUAUAUGAGCCGAUAGCCUCGUAGUAGAGUAGCCAAUCAGAGCGCGCGAUUGCUCAUAUCCAGUGAACGUGGAUAGAAUAAUAUACGGUGUAAGAUUUCACUGAAAUAUUCCUAGCACAGGUAAAGACUACAAUCCUGUCCUCGUCAUGUGGCCUGCUGAUGAUUUAAGUUUAACUUCUACAGCCACAAACCCUACACCAAGCACUCAUAAUAAAGAUCAAAUAUUGAAAUAAAAUGUAGCACAUAUGGAAUGUUUAAUGUGAUGGCUAUGCAUGCAUAAUGGAAAUGAAGACAGUCCCCUCUCUGUGAUUUAUACAGCGAUUACUUAUCCUAUGCGACGUGAUCAUGAUUAAUACAGAUGUCCUCUGGCAAAGUUAUUUCCGCAGAUACGGCACUGUGCAAAAGUCUUCGGCACCCUUUUUUCUUUUUCAUACAAACUUUGUUAUAGAUUUCUAUUUUAUGACUUCUACAUUAUCGAGUCAGUACGAAAACAUUUUUGAGUCCAAACGUUCGUUUUCCAGCACAAAAUUAAAUGUUACAGGGGGAAAAAAAAAAAACUUUGUGUAUGAGCAGUAUAUUACAUAAGAGACGACUUUUCAGAUGAAAAAAGAAAACAUAAUGAAGGCUACUGGGUUUUGGUGCAAAAUGAAGAAGCGAGUGUGACAGUGUCCAGAAGAACUGUGUCUGGUUCUGGAAGAUGCUCAGUAAAACCUACAGCUCAUUUCCGCAUCAAACUGCACUCAUUGUACAAGGAGACUGCUAGGGUUUUUUGUUUGUUUGUUUGUUUGUUUAAAUAUAUAAAGUAACUGGUUGUCUCACACCAAAUAUUGACUUUGUUUCAUUUAUUAUGGUUUACUGCUGUUUAUCUCAUCUCAUUAUCU